ACACACAGAUCCCUAUAAGGCAGGGAGGGAAUGCUACCCAUUUCCCAGCAUAUAUGUUGCUCAAUGAAAUCCAUUCUCUUUGUUCACCAUAUUUAAUAAUAAAUAAAUAAAAAACUGAACAAAGAGUUACUGUAAUAAUAGAAGAUGAUGUCCAUGAAAGACGAUAACAACACCAACUGGUUAGGGUUUAAUGGCGAUUUCAUCUCUCCCCUCUCCAUACUUCCUCUCAACUCACAAGCUGGUUCUUCCCCCAAGCUGGAAGACUUCUUAGGAAUCACAACAAUGGCGGCAGCUACUCACCACCAUGAAAGCGCGUCGUUUUACGACCAAGAACAAUUCAGACAACACCAUUAUUAUAAUAAUAAUAAUAAUUCUGGGCCAAACGAGAGUAGUACGGGAUUCAACUACACACAGAUCCCAACAAUAUUAACCGAGGCAGUUGAGUUUCCAUGCUUGAAAACAUGGAUAGAUGAUAACUCAACCAUGGUUGAAGAUUACACCAACAGCAACAAGGGUUCUGGUGGUGCUGUAAAUAAUGUAAUGGGGUGUGGUGAUGAGUUACAGUCGUUGACUUUGUCAAUGAGCCCUGGCUAUUCUCAGUCAAGCUGUGUUACUGCACAAAUCUCACACACAAACACCUCCCACUGUGUGUCCAUGUCCAAUGAUGAAAUUGCUACUAAGAAAGUUUCUCAGAAAAAAACUGUUCAUCGGAAAUCUAUCGACACUUUCGGACAGAGAACUUCUCAGUAUAGAGGUGUAACUAGGCAUCGUUGGACAGGUAGAUAUGAAGCUCACUUAUGGGAUAAUACUUGCAAGAAAGAGGGCCAGACUAGAAAAGGAAGACAAGUUUAUCUUGGAGGAUAUGAUAUGGAAGAGAAAGCUGCUAGAGCUUAUGAUCUUGCUGCCAUCAAAUACUGGGGCCCGUCGACACAUAUCAACUUUCCGGUGGAAAACUACCAUCAAGAACUUCUGACAAUGAAGAACAUGAGCCGACAAGAAUUCGUCGCUCACUUACGAAGGAGGAGUAGUGGAUUUUCAAGAGGUGCUUCAAUUUACAGAGGUGUCACAAGGCAUCAUCAGCAUGGAAGAUGGCAAGCUAGAAUCGGCCGUGUUGCGGGCAACAAGGACCUCUAUCUCGGAACUUUCAGCACACAAGAGGAAGCGGCCGAAGCGUACGAUGUAGCUGCAAUAAAAUUCCGUGGGGUAAACGCAGUUACUAACUUCGACAUAUCCCGAUACGCGGUUGAGAAAAUCAUGGAGAGCAACACUCUGCCAGCUGGCGCGAUAGCGAGGCGUAACAACGAGAAGGUUGUGGAGACUAAUACCGAUCAAGAGAUGAUUAGUAUAAUUAGUACGCCACAUGAUCCGAGAAGUGAGGUUUGUGCUAAUCAAGAUCACGAGUAUAAUUACCAAAACGCGAUGGUGAUUAGCAAUAAUAAUUCUCCCAUGACAUCGUCUUUGGUUACGAGCUUGAGCAGCAGCUCGAGGGAAGCUAGCCCGGUUCAAAACGGCGGGCCCCACAAGCCCCCGAGUAGUAAUGUGAAUCCAUGGUUUAGUAAUAAUCCAUCCGAUCUUCAAUUGAGGGCUUUUUCACUCGGGGAGAAUUGCUUGCCUAUUUUCGGUUCUUGGAUCGAGUAACUUUCGUGUUUUUUCUUUUUUUUUGCAUGGACUUAAAAAGCUAAGAAAGUAGAACUUUUUUUGUGCAAUUUUCAAAUCAAGAUUAUGCAAAAUGGAGGGAAUGAAAUUUGAGAGAGGUCUCUCUCUCUCAUAUGAUUAUUAAUA
Molecule: messenger RNA, 1782 nt
Organism: Erythranthe guttata (spotted monkey flower)
Lineage: Eukaryota; Viridiplantae; Streptophyta; Magnoliopsida; Lamiales; Phrymaceae
Source: RefSeq, a predicted model, not a curated record